This is a messenger RNA of Apis cerana (Asiatic honeybee), 1586 nucleotides long. RefSeq lists its product as uncharacterized. NCBI's taxonomy places the organism in Eukaryota, Metazoa, Arthropoda, Insecta, Hymenoptera, Apidae. The record is from RefSeq and is a predicted model, not a curated record.
UACUUUAAUUUUAUUUUCUAUUUUAAAGUCCAAAGAUGAAGAUGAAGAAAUUGCUGCAGAUAUUAGUAGAACAUUAUUACAAACACAACAAUUACGAGAGAAAUCAUCUUUAAAUAUAAAAAAUCAAAAAUUUUUCAACAAACAUGAAUAUUAUCAAAAAACUGAAAAUAAGAAAAAAAAAAAGAUUCAAAAUUUAAAUGUUAACAAUAAGAACAUGCAUUUAAAACAAGAUUUUAAUGCUAUAAAACAAAAUAAUCAAAAUAUGAAAAAUGAUAAAGAAGUACAAAAUGAGAUAGAUACAUAUACAAUUAAAAAAACAAAGAAUAAUAAUCAAUUAUUAAUAAACUCAAUAAAAUUUACAGAAACUAAAAAUUUUCUUGCAAUAAAUAAAAGAAAUGUUAAAAAUAUUGAAAAAGUUAAUCAAUGCAAAAGCAUUAAUCAUAAAUUGGAAAAUAAAAUUAAAUCUAAUUGUUCCAUAAAAGAGUCAAAAUAUUGUAAAUCUGAUGAAAAAUGUUCUGCAACAUCAAUUAGUGAAUUGAAAAAUCUAAUACAAAAAAUGUCAAUUAAAUCUAAUGAUUGUACACUGAUUAACAAGUGUAAUAUAAAGUGUCCAUUACAUGAAAAUGCAAUUUCUCAAUGUACUUCUGACCAGAAAAUAAUAAUUGGUACUAUUAUAGAUAACUUUAAUAGAAAUAAUAUUUCAGAAGAAAUAAUUAAAUCAUUAAAAAUUUACCAUACUUAUUUAAAUAUUGAUUUUACAAAAAAAUUAUUUAUUCAAAAACAUCAGAAAAUAUUACAUAUAUUUUUGAUAGAAUUUAAUAAAAUGAAUGAAAUUGUAAAAAAAAAAUCAGUACAUAAAAAUAUUUCAUCUAUAUUCUCCGAAUCAAUAACUUUAUUUGAAUCUCUUUUUUCUAAAAAUAUUAAAGUAUUUAAUUUAAAAGAUAUUAGAGCAAUGUAUGCAAAAUUAAAUUCUGCAUGGAAAAUGUACGAAGUGAAAAAAUUUAAUAAUAAAUAUAUUUUAAAAAAUGAAUCAUACAAAGAAUUAUCUGUUAUUUCUAAUGUGACACAAUAUAUGUCAAAUGGAAUUUGGAAUUUAUUUUAUAAUAGCAAUUUUGAAGGAAUGUCAGAAAUAUGUUGUAUACGUUAUACAAAUAAAGAUCAAUUAUUAUUAUUCUUUGAUAUAAUGCAAAAAUUUCAAUAUAUACAAUAUUAUAAUGAUUUAAUUAAAAUUAUUAUAGAAGAUAUACUUCCUAACAUGAAGAUCUUCUUUGAUUAUACACAAUUGGAAUAUGUGAAAAUUUAUAAAAUGAUUUUUAUUCUCUAUCAAGGUUUAGAUCCAAAAAUUCCUAUUUUAGUAAGAAUUAAUAAAUAAAAAUUAUGAUAAUCGUUAUUAUUAUAAAAUUAUCUAGAAAGAGAGUGAAUGAGUGAAUGAGUGAGAGAGAUAGUGAAAGAAAUAUAUAUUCGUUACUAUAGCAAUUAGAAAACACAAUGGAUAUUAUUUUAUAAAUACAGUGUAUAAUUUUAUAAAUUAAUGAAAUAUUUUAAUAUGAUUUUUAAUGUCAAUAAAUGUAAUUAAUUAUAAUUGA